This is a messenger RNA of Microtus oregoni (creeping vole), 309 nucleotides long. It is a transcript of the gene Clpsl2, whose product is annotated as colipase like 2. Gene Ontology annotation, molecular function: enzyme activator activity. Gene Ontology annotation, biological process: digestion; response to food; lipid catabolic process. The transcript is spliced from 3 exons. NCBI's taxonomy places the organism in Eukaryota, Metazoa, Chordata, Mammalia, Rodentia, Cricetidae. The record is from RefSeq and is a predicted model, not a curated record. Gene Ontology annotation, cellular component: extracellular region. Bases 1 to 309 code for a protein of 102 amino acids.
AUGACCUUCACCCAGGCCUUAGCCACCACGCUGGCACUGCUCGCCGGGGUCCUGCCACACAGCCUCAGUGAAACUUCAGAUCAUAAAAAGGCCAACGGAGACAGGUGCGUCCACCAUACCCACUGCCUCAGUGACUGCUGCCUCAUAGACCUGGAAAAAAGCGGGGCCUUCUGCACCUCCAAGUCUCGUAUGGGCAUGGCGUGCUUACCCCAGACUAAGGGGGCCCUGAACAUCAUGUGUCCCUGCCGAGUGGGCUUGAGCUGCCACUCCAAGGACCCUAUGUGCCCCCGCCGGUGCCAGAUGAUCUAG